Ylistrum balloti is the source of this 2199-nucleotide messenger RNA. RefSeq lists its product as uncharacterized. The coding region runs from base 49 to 2199 and encodes 716 amino acids. The transcript is spliced from 11 exons. NCBI's taxonomy places the organism in Eukaryota, Metazoa, Mollusca, Bivalvia, Pectinida, Pectinidae. The record is from RefSeq and is a predicted model, not a curated record.
AUCUCUCAUCUACCCGACAGCGCCAUCCAAACUAACAACAUAUCCAAGAUGCCUUCCGGGGACGUGGCUUCUCAUAUAUAUGACCAGGUAAUUACCAUCAUAAAGAAAGACCCGAAUGAUAGGACAGAAGCGGAGAUAGGAAGGAUAUUGCCUUGGUUCAGGAAGAAAUCGGAUUUAUUCAAACCGCUGAAAAAUGAGGUUGUGCAUGAUUUGGUGAAGAACUGUAUAUUCGAAUGUGUUGAGAGGGACACGGUGAUAAUAAAACAAGGCGACAAGGGAGACUGUUUCUUCAUCAUUCUCAACGGCCUCGUAUCCAUACACAUCAACACAACAUUCGGAUCUGAUGAUGACAAUCAGGAGGAUAGUGGUGGAGGAGGGGAAAAUAAAGAGGAGAACAAAAAAGCCGAAGAGAAAAAACUCGACAGAUCCAAAUAUGGCAAUUACGUCGGUAAAAUAGAACCAGGAAAAAGUUUCGGAGAACUUGCUUUAAUCAAUGCGGACUGUGUACGGAAUGCGACGAUUAUUGCCGAUGAGACAACAGACCUUGUUGUGGUGAAUAGAGAUCUCUAUGAUCGCUCGCUCCACUACUUCCAAGCCAAGGAGUUUGAGGAAAGGAAAUCUUUCGUAGAAGGUAACCCGAUGUUCUCUAACUGGCAGCCAAAGUACAAAAAGCAGAUGGCUAUGAGUCUACGGAAAGAGAAGCUGACCUUCGAAGCUCCUAUACUCCGACAAGGGACACAGGUGGAUGGACUGUGUUUCCUCCUCAGAGGCCAAGCCAGAAUUAUUGCAGACAAUUCGAUGCAUGCCACCCAAUACCCGACUUACUUUCCCCUGACAGACAUUCAGGAUUUACAGAAGGUAGAAGCCAGAGAAUCACUACGCAGGGAGUUGAGCAUGCCGUCUCCUAAGCCGGAUGAUUAUAAACAUUUUGUCAGGCAAAAAUCUCCAACCCAGGAGACGAAGUGCGGAAAGAAAUCGCCCCACAGCCAUCGACACGUCGAAAUAUGCCUGAUAGGAGCAUUGGAAAUUAUAGGUGACUUGGAACUGAUAACUGGUCUGUCAACGUACGCUCAAACUGUUAUCUGUACGCAAGAGGCCGAGGUUUAUGUUUUGGACCAGAAGAACUAUGAUAGACUGAUAGAGAAACGAAAUCCGCAAGUAAUUGAUAUGAUGAAAAGACUUUUGAUGGAGAAGUAUAAACUACGGUUGUCAUGGAUACAGGACAAAGAACUUCCCUUCAUCAGGUAUCUUUUGUACAAACUAGAGGAAAAGGAAAGACAAAAACGACAAAGAUAUUUACAACGAAAUGUCACUGAGAAAGUGGCAAAUUGGCCUUCUGACAGCGCCCGUCGAGGACCAUUUAUCGACAUGUAUGGCCCAGGUAGCGUUUUCUAUUCAAUACGUAUGAGAGAAAAACAAAAAAAACUGGAAAGAAUGAGAUUUUGCCGUCAAACUGCCAAAGAGAAGGCGGAUCCACCAUCCAAUCUCAAUUUGAGUAGUCCUGGUAUGAUUACACAAAUACAGCUUUCGAGUAUGGAGCCAGGUGAGAACUUCCAGCACAACAUAGACGAAGACGGUUUUAGACUGACCUCAGGAAGCCAGCUGGUCUGUGAUACUGCGAAAGAUUUCGUAGAAGCCGCGGAUGCCUCUCCGGAGGACUUCUGCGAUUUCGAAACCAGUGAAGAUGCUCUUUCAAACUUGGAACAGCGAAUAGAAGCAUGGCAUACAAGUCUACCAUCACAUGAUUCCAGACGCCAAUGCAAAAAGACCGUGAAGUUACAUAGACUUUUGUUAGAGGAUAGCAGGAAACCGUUGCCCGGAAAGAAGGUGUACCUUCGGCCUAAGACUAGGCAUAAGGCAAAUAUUAUUCAGGAUCUGAAAAAUGAGCAAACGACUCAAAGUCAGGAUUUGUCCCAUAUUUACAGUCCACCAAUCGUCGACGUCCGUGCACAUGUCGUGACCGUGUGUUCACAGCACGAGUCGGACAAGGCCCCUGAUACAGCCUUCUGUGUCAGCCGGAGAAACCAAUGGGUACAGAGACCUCAGUCUAGCCGAUCGCCGUCCGUCAGUCAGUCCGUCCGCCGACGAAGGCCAAAAUCAGCCAGACAAUACACGGUUUCAGAGUACGAAGAACUGAAGGAGGAGCUUCGCCAGAAACAACGGGCAUUUAAAUCUUUAUUGUGGAGACCCAAAGUCUAA